Thyridium curvatum is the source of this 876-nucleotide messenger RNA. RefSeq lists its product as uncharacterized. NCBI's taxonomy places the organism in Eukaryota, Fungi, Ascomycota, Sordariomycetes, Thyridiales, Thyridiaceae. Gene Ontology annotation, molecular function: catechol 1,2-dioxygenase activity; ferric iron binding. Gene Ontology annotation, biological process: catechol-containing compound metabolic process. The coding region runs from base 1 to 876 and encodes 291 amino acids. The transcript has 4 exons. The record is from RefSeq and is a predicted model, not a curated record.
AUGGCAACGAACGGCCAGAAGGAGGAGGGGCUCGGCCAGGAGUUCACCAAGCAGGUCAUCGACUCGUUUGGGCCCAAGACCGACCCCAGACUGAGAGAGAUCAUGGCUUCAUUUACCCAGCACAUCCACGACUUCAUUCGCGAGACGCAGCUCACUACUGAUGAGUGGAUGACGGCCGUCAAGAUGAUCAACUGGAGCGGGCAGAUGAGCAACGAGAAGAGGAAUGAGGGCCAGCUGAUGUGUGACAUCAUUGGUAUUGAGAGUCUCGUGGACGACAUCACCCACCGCAAGCUCGCCAAGGAGGGCCACACUGGCACCAACUCUGCCAUUCUGGGCCCCUUCUGGCGCGCGGACACGCCCUGGAGGGAGAACGGCACCACCAUCACCUUCGACACGCCCAAGGACGCCCAGGUUUCGUUUCUUUACGGCCAGAUCACGGACUCUCACACCGGCAAGCCCAUCCCCAACGCAUCAGUCGAGCUCUGGCAGGCGUCCACGAACGGUCUGUACGAGCAGCAGGACGACAAGCAGGUGGAGCACAACCUGAGGGGCAAGUUCCGCACCGACGCCGAGGGCCGCUACUCGUGCUACUGCAUCCGGCCUACCCCGUACCCUGUCCCCAACGACGGCCCCAGCGGUCAGAUCCUCGAGAUGCUCGACAGGCAUCCGUACCGCCCGGCCCACAUCCACUUCAUGGUCAUCGCCGAGGGCUACCAGACCCUUGUCACCCAGAUCUUCGACUCUGGCUCAGAUUACGUCGACAACGACAGCGUGUUUGCCGUCAAGGAUGGUCUCACCGUCGACUUCGUGCCUCGCAAGGGCGACCCGCAGGCCGACUGGCAGCUGGAGUACAACAUCAGCAUCGGCCCGGCUUGA